UUAUCCAGCCUCUUACUUGCCGACAUUCUCAAAUUUGUCAGGUCUUUUGCAGGCUCGGAGUGCAACCCGGGACAAGAUGACGUUCGUCAAUGACAUUUAUCCAUUCUACACCCGACAAAGAACUCCCUUCAUCUUCAGUCUCGAUUUACUAACUGUUAUCCUGGUAUUCCUCGUUUUUGCCCUCACUUUCCUCAUUAUUCUCCCAGGGAUACGUGGCAAGUUGAGAUUCUUCUGGAUGUUCAGAAUAAUUCUCAGUUUAUUCAUAGGCGCAGUAAUUGUCGCCGUCAACUUCACAAGCGACUGGGCUGCUGCCAGCGUGAAAGCGAACACCACCUACAAGUCCUUCAGCAAUGCCUUAGUAACAGCCGAGGUCGGACUGCAUGUAGGACUAUCUGGAAUAAAUGUUACACUUAAAGGAGAGCCAGUGGAGCAGCUGAACGAGACCAUAAACUACAACGAGAUGUUCAGAUGGACGAACCUUCUGGACAAGGACUACGAAGACGCUCUCGAGAGGGGCCUUCCCAACCCCAUCCUAUACAUCGCCGAGAAGUUCACCCUCAACAGCCCCUGUGGCCUUUACUACCAGUACAGAUACUCCGGGCGCUACGCAUCUGGCACCAUGUGGACAGCAUUCUGCUGCUGGCUGGUUGCCAACAUCCUCUUCUCCUUUCCUGUCAUCCUCUACGCCGGCUACAUGAUGGUCGCCACGGGAGUGUUCAUCUUCUUCUCCCUGGCAUCCUUUGCUACCAUUCAGAACGUCCCCACGUGCACCUUCACCAUAGGGACGGAGUCCUUUGAGGCAGAGCUAAGCCACUCCUUCUGGCUGGCCCUGGCCACAGGUCUGCUGUGCUGUCUCAUCGGUGUGGUGGUGAUCAUACUGGACUGCUUGGUGCCAGAGAAAAUGAGAGAUGCCUUCAGCGUGGGAGCAGAUGACCCUGACGAAGACUCAUGUUUAGGGGAAGGAUACAUAAACGCCAACUUUCUUGAUGAAGUGACCACUCUACCGCUUGGGAGUGUAACAUUAAUGCUUGAAAUAUGA
Messenger RNA from Megalops cyprinoides (Indo-Pacific tarpon), 1039 nucleotides. Its product is annotated as dual oxidase maturation factor 1-like. The coding region runs from base 77 to 1039 and encodes 320 amino acids. Gene Ontology annotation, biological process: protein transport. Lineage: Eukaryota; Metazoa; Chordata; Actinopteri; Elopiformes; Megalopidae. Gene Ontology annotation, cellular component: endoplasmic reticulum membrane. The transcript has 8 exons. The record is from RefSeq and is a predicted model, not a curated record.